Molecule: messenger RNA, 1179 nt
Organism: Saprolegnia parasitica CBS 223.65
Lineage: Eukaryota; Oomycota; Saprolegniomycetes; Saprolegniales; Saprolegniaceae
Exons: 8
Coding region: 46-1179 (377 amino acids)
Source: RefSeq, a predicted model, not a curated record
CGGCCAGACGCCACGGACAUCAUUUCCCAAGACCAAGUCCGCAGCAUGGAGCGCGACCACGACGAGCAGCAUGCGAGCCCGCCGGCGACCGACGCCGAGAACGACGUCGAAUUCAUGCGCGCAGGCUACGAGGUAAACGGUACUCCAGACAAGUUCUACCGCCAGCCAACCGAGUCCUUCCGCCAUGUCGCCGCCGCACGGUUCACGUCGCGCCAGUUUGGUAUGGACGCCAUGCCGUACGAGUCGGAUUUCAACAUGCACCACCAGCCCCACGGAGCUACGUCGCCAAUGUUCGCAGGCGCAGGCAGCAUCGACGCGCCGUUGUUUUACGGCGGAGAGGCCCCCAAGAAGCCGGUGUACGACUUCGUUCUUGGCAGCGAACCGGCAUCAGAGGCGUCGUACCGGCACGAGCCACGGACCGAGGAGCCGAUGGAGCCAGACGUCGAAAUCCCGCUGACGGACCCGAACCCACUUUACCAUGUCGUGAACCCGUCGUUUAUGUCGGUGUUGAGCCCCCUGGACACCCUGUACCGCCUCGAGCAAGUUGUGCGCAGCCUCGAGUUUUCCUACGAGAAGAAGAAGCCGUGGCAGAUGGAAGUGCAUGGUCUUCUCUGCGCCGAAGAAGUCACGUUCCGGCUCGGUUUGACCAAGCCCAUCGACAGCCCGGACGUUGUGCAAGUCGACGGCUACCUCCUAAGCGGAGACGAAGGUCACUUUCUUCGCCUCUUUGACGUCGUCCGGAGCGAGUGCAGCGCCUUUGACAAAGACGCCCUCGAGGACACGCACCGCAUCCUGCGCAAGAGCGAAGCAUGGCUGAACAUCGACGCGAUGCCCGAAGUCUUUCCCGGCUCGGGCGCCGUCUCGGACGACGUCAUGAUGGAGUACUGUAACGACUACAUUGGCCUCGUCCACACGAGCCUCGAAGACACGCGCAGCUGUUACGCGCGCCUCGAGAUGGCCAAGACGAUCAAAAACUGCUGCCUUACGCCUAUCACCCAGUACGCCGUCUAUGUCCUCUACCACUUCCGCAACUCGAUCCAAUCCAUCAAGAAUUUGGAAACCAUCGACAUGGAUCUCUUUCUGCGCGCCAUGUCCAAGACGUCGUCGUCGUCGUCCAACUCGGUACCCCGCAUGAAGACGAUCGCCCGCACCUUGCGGCACGCCAUGGGCGCGUGCUAA